Messenger RNA from Scomber scombrus (Atlantic mackerel), 1277 nucleotides. It is a transcript of the gene txnl1, whose product is annotated as thioredoxin-like 1. The transcript has 8 exons. The record is from RefSeq and is a predicted model, not a curated record. Bases 124 to 993 code for a protein of 289 amino acids. Lineage: Eukaryota; Metazoa; Chordata; Actinopteri; Scombriformes; Scombridae.
AGAAACAGGACGGCUAGUGACAGAGAGCUGAAAAACACAACACGUUUUUAUUUAUUAACUUGUCCACUUUCCUGCGUUAAUAUCACCGGCUAACCAGCUUACACCACAGCCCAAAACUGUACCAUGGUCGGUGUUAAAGUGAUCGGGAGCGACCCGGACUUCCAGCCAGAGUUAGCGGCCGCCGGCUCUAGGCUCGCCGUGGUGAAGUUCACAAUGGCCGGGUGUCGGCCCUGUGUUAGAAUAGCUCCGGCUUUCAACAUGCUGAGCAACAAGUACCCACAGGUUGUCUUCCUCGAAGUAGAUGUUCAUGUCUGUCAGGCGACGGCAGCAGCCAACAACAUCUCAGCAACGCCGACCUUCUUGUUCUUCAGGAACAGGGUGCGGGUGGAUCAGUAUCAAGGGGCGGACUCUGCCGGUCUGGAGGAGAAGAUCAAACAGCACACAGAGAACGACCCCGGUAACAAUGAGGACUCUGACAUUCCAAAGGGAUACAUGGACCUCAUGCCUUUUGUCAACAAAGCCGGGUGCGAGUGCCUCAACGAGAGCGAUGACUGUGGCUUCGAUAACUGCUUAAUCAAAGACUCGACCUACUUGGAGUCUGACUGUGAUGAACAGUUGCUGAUAACUAUGGCCUUCAACCAGCCCGUCAAGCUCUUCUCUAUGAAAAUACAGUCUUCAGAAUUUGCCCAAUCCCCUAAGGUGGUGAAGGUGUUCAUCAACCUCCCCCGGUCGAUGGGUUUCGACGACGCUGAGCGGAGCGAAGCCACUCAGGCUUUGGAUCUGUCGGAGGAAGACUACAAAGACGACGGGUUGAUUCCUCUGCGCUACGUCAAGUUCCAGAACGUACAGAGUGUUACGUUGUUUAUCAAGUCAAACCAAGGAGAUGAGGAGACGACAAAAAUCAACUACCUGACAUUCAUAGGCACCCCAGUGCAGGCCACCAAUAUGAACGACUUCAAAAGGGUUGUGGGAAAGAAAGGAGAGAGUCACUGAGCAGGAGAACGAAGGGCGAGGAAGAGAAGACGACGAAGAAGAAGUACAAGAAGAAGAAGAGGAGGAGAAGGAUGCUCCAGAUACAUCCAAGGACUUUCCCUCAGCCAAAGCUGCCACAUACACUCUACUGUCUCUCUAACACACACAUACACACAACAACCUCCAGCAGUCCUCCUUAAAGUUCUGAAUGAAUUCUCUCUGUGGAGACUCUCAGUCUAUAAAUCAUUUGUAUUGUAAUUCUGAUGAAAGUCACUGUAAAUAAAAACAAUCCUUUUUCAAAGGCA